UUGAGAAAGAGUUAUUGAUGUUUACCUUAAAAACUCAAAGGUUAUAAACACAAAGGCAAGGACAGAUUGAAAGGUUUAGGAUUUCUAGGAUUGCACUGUAGCGUAGGUCAUAGUUUUAUCGUGUCUCUUGAAUCUUGAAUAUCUACACCAGGGAAUAAUUAACUGGUACGUUACAGUACAGGUUUAGUACACCGUUUAACUAGCCCUCACAGCCGAAAUAAAACCAGAUUUUAAACUCAAGAAGUGAAUAGUAAAAUAUUCAAUUAAACAAACGUCUUAGUUGUAUUAGGAGUCGGGACUCAUGUAAGGAAAAAUAAAUAUAAUGUCCUUGUGUGGCUUGUGGCUAAAGGGAAAACGUUUUGUUUGACAUCUGUUUGCCUUUACAAGAGAUUAUCUAGUCUGGCCGUUUUCUGUUCUUUGGGCCUGACAGGAGGACAUACAAUACACCGAGUGGAACUAAGGAGGAUAUUAUCAUUAUCAUUAGAUACGUCUAAAUCUCUAUUUUAUUAUGCCAGUUACAGAUCAAGCGUUUGUGACUCUUGCAACCAGUGAUGUGUACUUUCAGGGAGCCCUGGUUCUUGGCCAUUCACUCCGACAUCACAGGACUUCCCGGCAGCUGGUCAUUUUAACAACACCCCAGGUCUCCAGCUUCAUGAGGGUGGUCCUCAGGUGCGUGUUUGAUGAGGUCAUUGAGGUGAAGGGGAUAGACAGCAGAGACGCUGCACACCUGGCCCUGAUGAAGCGUCCUGAGCUUGGUAUAACCUUCACCAAACUCCAUUGCUGGGCGCUAAUCAAGUACACCAAAUGUGUCUUUCUAGAUGCCGACACCCUGGUGCUGUGUAAUGUGGAUGAAUUGUUUGAUAGGGAAGAGAUCUCAGCAGCUCCUGAUCCUGGUUGGCCAGACUGCUUUAACACUGGGGUAUUUGUAUUCCGGCCUUCUUUGCAAACAUACAACAGAUUAUUUCAGUUUGCAGUGGAGCAUGGCAGCUUUGAUGGAGGAGACCAGGGCCUCUUAAAUUCUUUCUUCAGUGACUGGGCAGUACACGAUAUUGACAAACACUUACCUUUCAUCUACAAUCUGAGCAGCAGUAUUGUAUACACCUACCUACCAGCUUUUAGGCGUUUUGGUCAUGAAGCAAAAAUAGUUCAUUUCCUUGGUCCAGUAAAGCCUUGGCAUUAUAAGUAUAACCCACAGACCAGGAGUGUUUUUCAAGAGCUUGGAUCUCCAUCAGGACAUCACCACAUCCAUUUUUUGAACCUCUGGUGGGAUCUGUACAAUACCCAAAUCCUUCCCUUAGUGAUGAAACAUAACGACACCUGGGGAUCCAGAGACCUCCAGCAGCAUAAGCAUCAAGUAGGACGUGUUGAAGUCACAGUGAAACCUGCUUCUAAAGAUUUAGACAAGUCAUCUGCACAACAGCUAGAGUCAUCUAAACGUGAGAUACCAGCAAUGGAAACUUUUGAACAUAAAAAGGAACCUCACAGUUCAGAUUCCAAUCCUCCUGAGCCAGAAAUUUUUCUGCAAUCACCGCCCAGACCUGCCAAAGUAUUUAAGGAAGAAAUGCAGUUGAUAGAUAUCGAGGAGUCCUCCUGUUCAGAUGACAGAGUUCCGGAACCUUCACCUCAACCUAGUCCUGAUGUAGAACUGCAGUUGAUAAAUAUCGAGGAAUCCCCCAGUUUUGAUGACAGCGUUCCAGAGUCUGAGAUCCAGAUGCCUUCACCACAACCCAGUCCUGAUGUGGAACAGCUAGAUCUUACCGCCUCUGUGUCUGAGCUCUCAAUUGGUACCGAAGCAGAGCCAUAUGACCCAGAGGGAAGGCAAAAGUGGGAGCAAGGACACAUGGACUACAUGGGAAAAGACUCUUUUGAAAACAUUAAGAAGAAAUUGGAUAGAUUUCUUGAAUAGCCUGUUUUCAGUAUACCUAAUGCAUGGGAAACUGGACAACAGAAGAACUAACCCUUAGAGUCUGAUAUGAGUUUCUGGCUUAACAUUGUUUUCUUUUUCUAGAGACUUGGAUAGAAUUAAGAUUUGAUUUUCCCUUUUAGAAAAGCAUUAGAAUUAAUUGUCAUUACAGUAUUUGACAAGCCAUGAUCACUGUCUUUAUUAACAACAUUACUGAUUUCCCUCGGGUUUGAACUGCAGCUUGUGAAGAUUCCAGGAAGCAGCAGCGACUUUUUAUUAAUAACCUGUAUAUUUCAAACUAAAAUAAAAGUACAAUAAAAAAUGACAUUCAA
Molecule: messenger RNA, 2235 nt
Organism: Polyodon spathula (Mississippi paddlefish)
Lineage: Eukaryota; Metazoa; Chordata; Actinopteri; Acipenseriformes; Polyodontidae
Product: glycogenin-1-like
Exons: 11
Coding region: 509-1906 (465 amino acids)
Cellular component (GO): cytoplasm
Molecular function (GO): glycosyltransferase activity
Source: RefSeq, a predicted model, not a curated record